AUGUCAAGUCUGUCCUAUCGACAUCCACCCCAAUCACAUUUUCAGCAACCUGGCAUCGCCGCCCCAGCUCCAGCCAUGUCCCAACGUUUCUGUCUCAGAUGGAACAACCAUCAGUCCAACCUUCUCUCAGUUUUCGACCAACUGUUGCACGAUGAGAGCUUCGUCGAUGUGACGCUGGCGGUGGAAGGCCAAUUGCUAAAAGCCCAUAAAAUGGUCUUGUCAGCUUGCAGCCCCUACUUCCAAGCGCUGUUCAUCAACCAUCCAGACAAACACCCCAUCGUCAUACUCAAAGACGUGCCCUACAUAGACAUGAAGUGUUUGCUGGACUUCAUGUACAGAGGUGAAGUAAGUGUCGAUCAGGACAGACUGACGGCUUUCCUGAGGGUGGCGGAAAGUCUAAGGAUAAAAGGGUUAACCGAGGUUAACGAAGAAAAAUGUGAUACCAUAGCUUCCUCGCUCACACAACAAAACCUACACAACUUGCCGCAUCUGCAGCGUCUACAGCAAAACAAGCGGUACGGACACAACCUCAACAUGUUGAGUAACGCAUUGUUGCAACCGAAAAGAAAGAGAGGCAGGCCUCGAAAAUUGUCCGGUUGCUCCAAUGGUCCCGAUGAUUUCGAUAAGGAUAUCGUGCAGGGCAGUCCUGAGAUGUUGGAGGUCAAGAUGGGGAUGGACAAUUUCAAUGAGAACUCGAACGGGAGCGUGGGGAAACUUGAUAUUGACGAGAAGGAGAUUAAGGAGGAACAGGAACCUAUGGCUGGGACGUCGAACGAGGAAAGUAUGCAACAACACCAGCAGCCAAUGUACAAAAAUUCUGAAGAGUUUCAGUCUUCCGAUUCUCCGAUAACCCAAAAACUCCUGACAGUCAAAUCGGAACUGUUCGACCGCACCAUCAAAUCCGAGCAAUUCGAAAGCACCGACCACUCGUCGCCGAACACGCCCGAGUCCUCCCGAAUCAGCACGCCCGACAACCUCAACAACAACAACAUGACAACCACGCCGUCCACCAGCUCGAUGCUGCUGCCCAACAUGCUCCCCAACAUGACAAACCCCACCGCCAUGGGGGCCCCAGCGGGCAAACAGCCCCCCAAAAAGAGGGUGCGACGUCGGGCGAUAUCGCACAGCCUAGACCCCGCUGAGCACUUGACGGAAAUGUCCGUCAGAGGGCUGAAUUUGUUCCGCUACGCGUCUAUAACCGACGGCAUUUACCAGUGCACCGAGUGCGCCAAAGUCGACGUGCAAAAAACCUUCAAGAACAAGUACAGUUUCCAGAGACACGCCUUCCUCUAUCACGAGGGCCACCAAAGAAAAGUCUUCCCGUGUCCGGUUUGUCAGAAGGAGUUCUCCAGGCCGGACAAGAUGAAGAAUCACAUGAAGACGGUGCACGACUGCUUCAUGCCCAAGGACGUCGUUUUUCCCGCCAUGUUUUUUCCCACUUUGUAAGUGAGUCGAGAACGACGCUGGUCGUCUGUUCCGAUGGGUCGGGUUGGCCGUGGAAGUCGUGGCCGUAUUGG
Molecule: messenger RNA, 1517 nt
Organism: Phaedon cochleariae (mustard beetle)
Lineage: Eukaryota; Metazoa; Arthropoda; Insecta; Coleoptera; Chrysomelidae
Source: the annotation of a GenBank genome assembly